GGCUACUACCCAAAUUGCCCGCAUUCAAAUUCAUUCCAAGUAACAACGCUUCACUGCACUGAAGCGCCUCACAAAACCCUCACCGAAACCACAAGAAUCAUAAUUUCAUCUCAAUCCUUCAACCUUCCCUCACUCAUCACAAUCACAACACAACAACAUAACAUAACUCUCUUCUUCUUUCAAUUCAUGGAUUCUUCUUCUCAUCAACAAAACCCUUGUCUCCUCAUCACAGACAAACCAACCCAACAACAAGAACCUCUUCUCCCUCUUCCUCUUCCCCUGUCCCCUCUCGCAACCCCCACCAGAUCACCAUCCCCCGCCGUCCCUCGCAGCACCACGCCGCCGCCGGAGUUACCGGAUUCCGCCGGGGUACGACGCCGCUGCAAAACCAGAGCACCCCAAACGGCGUCCCCAAGGAACCCUCGCAAAUCGCGGCGGCGCUCCGAGCUCGAGAUUCGAGAAGAAAAAGAUUCAACCUUUGUGGAAGAGGUCGGAAAACCCAGAACGAGAAGACAAACCGCGCGAACUAAGAAGGAGAAACCUAACUCCGUUCCACCUUCAACCCCAUCUCCAAAGAGUGAAGAAGAGAAUGGUGGCGAUCUGGACCAUGUUGGACAGGUGGUGAGUGAUUUGAUCAUGUGGAAGGAUGCGUCAAAGUCAACCUUUUGGUUUGGUUUUUGUUCUCUUUGUCUCUUGUCUUCGUGCUUUACUCAAGGACUCAACUUUAGUGUUUUCUCGGCCUUGUCGCAAUUGGGGAUUCUCUUAUCGGGUGUUUCGUUUUUCUCGAAUUCGAUUUGUCAAAGAAACGAGGUUGAAGAAAAGAGGGAAAUCAAGCUGACAGAGGAUGACAUUUUGCGUCUUGCGAAAUUAAUUCUUCCUGCUCUGAAUUUUGCAAUUUCAAGGAUGAGAGCGUUGUUCUCGGGAGAACCAUCCAUGACCCUCAAAGUAGUUCCUUUCCUUCUACUAGGAGCGGAGUACGGCCACUUAAUUACUAUCCGGAGGCUGUGUGCCAUUGGAUUUGUUGUCAGCUUCAGUGUUCCAAAGCUUUAUUCUUGCUACACUGUUCAGAUAAACCAGAGAGCUGAGGGCUUGAAAUCAUGGUUGUUGGACACAUGGAGUGCUUGCACUCACAAGAAGAAAGUGAUGGCAUCAGCACUCAUGACCUUCUGGAAUCUAUCUUCAAUAAAAACUCGAAUUUUCACUGUUUUUAUAUUGCUCGUACUAUUCAGAUAUUUAAGGCAGCAUGUGGUACUACAAUUAGAAGACGGAGAAGCAAAAGUAGGAGAGAAGGAACAGCAGAAAGAUUCAGCGAUGGCAGAACCAGAGGAGAAGGAACCACAACAGGCAUUAGUUGUUAAGGAACAAGGGCGCCAAAACUAGCACCUUAGCUCUUUGUUAUGGGAUGUUUCUUUGUCCCUAUUUGUUGAACAUUCAUAAUCAAGAGUCAACAGUCAGUCAGAUGCCGUAAACUGAUUCAAGUUUGUCACACAAGUUAAACUUAAUCCAUCUGACUUCCCAUUUCAACAUGUAGUAUUGAUUUUCAAUAUUCAAUUGUGAGAAACUCAUUGUUUCUGUGCUAGCAUUGAAUUCUUCACUUUAAUGCACACCAAUCGGUAGUGUUUGGCCCAUCUUAA
Molecule: messenger RNA, 1634 nt
Organism: Glycine soja
Lineage: Eukaryota; Viridiplantae; Streptophyta; Magnoliopsida; Fabales; Fabaceae
Product: reticulon-like protein B17
Exons: 8
Coding region: 187-1380 (397 amino acids)
Source: RefSeq, a predicted model, not a curated record